AUGGCGGCCGCAGCGGCACGGAAGCUCCAGAAGGAGAUAGAGAUGACCUUGAAGAAGGUCGACGAUGGGGUAGUGGAAUUUGAGGACUUGUACGAUGAGGCCUCGCAACCGCACGCGGCGAACAAGGACCGGCUAGGAGAAGAUCUCAAAAAGAGCAUCAACAAGCUACAACGCUUUCGCGUUCAAAUCAGAGAGUGGAUAAAUAUGGCAGAGGUCAAAAACAAAGACAAACUCGAGGCGAGCAGGAAAAAAAUAGAGUACUACUACUAUGAAUAAUUAAACAUGAUAAAGACUUCUGUUUAUCACUCUUGAUAUUCGUCUUCGUCUUGUAAGUUAAAUGUCCUGUAGUUUUUGGGAUGGUUUCCUUCGUACAACUAGGGUAUGUUGCCAUCUGUCCUCUUUAUUUUUUCUAAGACCUCGUCCUCUGAUCAUGCACAGGACGAGGACGAGACCAACAAGCGGGCACUCGUCGUCGACCGAGAGUCAUCUUCAAUCUAUUUCUUCCUCUUUUCACUCCGACUAGGUACAACAUGCAGCGGUUCAAAGACUUCGAGCGGGAGCUGAAAACAAAAGCAUAUAGUACAUUCGCAUUAGCGAAGGAUGCCUCUGAGGACGAUUUAGAGUCCCAGGAAAAAAGGGAGAGCGAAGAAUGGUUAAGGAAACAGCUUGAUGCUCUUGGAGAAGCGGUCGAAAUGGUGGAAGCCGACAUAGAAUCUAUCCAGAAUAAGAAGCAUGUCUCCGCAAGAGACAAAGAAGAAAUAGAACAGUAUCAAUUUUUUUUUUUUUUGGAAGAAAAUUUUGAUAUUGAGAAGAAGUCUGGCUUUUCAACCACUGAGUUUGAUUGCAGAAAGAGUAUUUAAGAUAAAAAUAGAAUUUUAAAUUGAAGACUUUCUACUUUUUUUCCAAAUGCCCUCCUCGAAAAACUUUUGCAGGAAGCAACAAUUCAAGGAUCGGCAUCAGUGGCACGUUUCGAAACUCGAGUGUUUGCUCCGUGCGUGUGACAAUGAUACACUUAACUUGUCAGAGCUGGCAGUGAUCAAAGAGAGCGUGGAAUUCUAUAUAGAGGCUGGUAUGGAACCGGACUACUACCACGAUGAAACACUCUAUGAUAACUUCGACAUCGCAGAGUAUGCGGCGGAACAGCAAGGCGCACAAUCUAAGAUUGCCCCAGCAGUCGAUAGUGAGAUCGCAGAAAAAAUGGUCAUCGGAGGGUCAGAAAAGAAAGCCAAAGCGAAAAAAGCAGCGCAAGCAAAAAAAGUCACGCAUAAUCCAGGUACUUAUAAGUACUAUGAUGAAUAUUUAUUAAUUUAUAUGAUGAAAAAAUGAAUUUCACCUGCAGCAUUGGCAUUGCGGUUUAUUACGUAGUUUUCCAGCCAUGGUUUAUUAUUAUUUGAUUGCUUCAAGGUAGGAAAGUUAAUGAAGUAGUACGUGGUAGCCGUUCGUCUCGCUAGUCGCUAGGAGCAGCAUCUUUAACUAUAAACGCACAUACCGUCUACAGUCUGCUGCACAUUGUCUACAAGAUACUAGUGUUUACUCGAUAAUUCCACCUUGUUACUUCUUCCCACUACAUCGCAAACCACAGCCGCUCAAAAGAAUCUGGGAAAGACAGUGGAAACAAGGAAGCGUGUCAUUGCUGAUAAUGGGGAGCAAAAGAUCGGUGAAGAUCAAUUAGUAGCAGAAGCAGAUGAAUUCAUCUGUAAAAUCUGCUACGUGCAUGUGGUUGGUUGCUCGCCGAAACUGACCACAUGCUCGCAUCUUUUUUGGUACUUCUUUCAUGCUUGAGGUAGAGUAGACCAUCGUGAAUCUUUUCAAUUAUACAGCCAUCUUCAUGGAAGGACAAUUACCACUAGUUCGUUGUAGAGUACAUUUGCUUCUGAAUCAUAAUCUCUGAUCCUCCUGAUCAUCUGACAUGGUCAUGUCUCGUUUAGCAUGUCUUCUACAGAACGGAGUUUAUUUUCCUCAACAUCAUUCAUCUUCGUCCUCACAGCGGCGAUUGUUUGAUGCAGUGGUUUGGUGAGCAUCCCGAGCUCCAAACAUGGGCACAGCGAGCAAAAACGGCGGGAGAUGCUGUUGCACGUACCAAUGCCGCACUUUAUUUCUCCUAUAGAUCUUCAGCAGCUCGUUCUUCUUACUUUGAAGAGUUUGUGGUAUGUAGGAAUAACGAGUGAACAGAACUAGUGAAUCAGUACUGACGUGUUGUACGGGGAUUUUGCUCAUCUUCAUCCCAAGCAUUCUCUACAAAGAAACUUUUCGUCUAAAAUCGCAAGAUGUGGUCGAUCAUCUUUGCCCUCAAACUCAAAACAGAUACGGUUCCCUGUCCUGUGUGUAAGACCCCUCUGAAUGAGCACACGGAUCUUCACCCAAUAUGCGCCACGGCUACCCAGUCAGAACACCUCCUCUUAUGGCGCAUGCUUUCCUGCCUCAAAGUUAUGUGCGUGAACCAUUCCAAGGUAGUAAUUUUGAGACUUAGCAUCAGCAUUAAUAUGACGAAGUGGAUACGUCGAGGCAUUGUAAUUAUGCCAAUUGCCAUCAUCAGAAAAACAAAGUAAAAACUCAUCAUAUCGAGAUUUCUGAGGAAAGGUAACCAUAAUCUUCAUACGCAGGUCACCCCCGGCCAAUGCUGUGAUUGGGUAGGCGAGUACCAACACUACCAGGAGCAUGUAAAAAAUUGUAAGAAUGAACCAUGUAUGGCUUCCCUCAAGAAGAAAGGCGCCGAUGAAACAAAAACCCAGGCAAAGGACACGAAGGCUGCAGCGAAGGUACGCAUCAAGUCCUUUCGUGCGUCAUAUUAAAUCGCAGUUACGUUUCGUUGUAUUUUUUGAUUUUGAACCUUCCUUCGGGAUUAUACUUGCAUCCAUCGAUGACGACCGAGAUCAAAGAAUGAUAAUUUCUUUGUCCUUCCUCAUUUUUUGGCUUUUUUUUCUUCAGGCUGGCGCCGCAGCAAAAACAAGCGGGAAGCAGGCUGUGGCGGAUCCCACUACAAAAAAGAAGGCGGGUCAGCAGAGUCGGAAACCCGAGCCAGUGGUGGUCAGCACCCCAGCCGAUAUCCCAUCAAGCACCCCAGCUCCAGCCGCUCCGGCUGUAUCCUCGUGGGGACAGGGGCCGCCUGCAACUUCUUCAUGGGGCCAAGGGCCACCCGCAAGUGCUAUUGCUGCCAGUGCCAACAAUGCCAAGUCUGCCGCAGCAUCUGCUGCAGUUAAUUCAUCAACGAGUGGCGGAGUCCGAGCGGGAGCCGCUGGAGGAGGAGCGUCGACAACUUCAAACUCCACGCCAACUUGGGACAACAACAAUGCUGCACCUCCCUCAUCCGCGGCUGCGGCGCCGGCGGCAAACAGUAACAGCACUGGUGGAGCAUCGGGUCAAGGAUCAUCUUCAGGCGGGGCAGCAGGAGCUGCGAGCGGACCUUCUGCUACAACCGAAGCAAAUGCAUCGACGUCAAAUAACGCAACAUCUGCCAGCCCAAACAAUACCUCUACCUCCUCCAGUGGACCCCCUGCAUCCUCAGCCGAACCCACUGCAACCACAACACCCGCACCAGCAGCCCCUGAAACAACUAGUGAAAAUUUGCAACACGGCGCACACGUUCGCGUUCUAGACCAGAAGUCGAGUCACUCACAGCAUAUCACACAGGUACGAUAUCAUCUAGUGUUGUAGUUCGACAAGAUAGUAAGAUCGAUGAUGCUUUAUUUUUGCUAAGGGAGCGGAGAAGAGCCCCGAAAGAAACUUCAUUUUUUUCAUAUUAUUCAUGAACAAUUUAUGAUGAUAAGAAAAUUUUAAUUUUAAUAUAUAUGUAAUCACGAUGACAUAGACAUUGACAUCAUAGAUCUAGAGUGCAGCAUACACACGACAUCAAAAGGCUUCUUCGUCCGGAGGUGGAAGUAUGCCCAAGCAUGCUCAGAUACGAACGGUGCAGCAGCAACAGCAAAACGUCACAGUCAACGUAACCGUGAAUGUUUCUAAUGGGCAGGCCACGAAUACCACAGCCACGACUACCCAUCAGCAGAGAGGGCAGGAAGUUGCAACGUCAAAUGCAGGUGAAAAUACAAGUUUUUGACAUGAUGGCUUGUAGUUCCUAGCACUAGUCUGAUCUAGUCCAUAUUGUAAUCGAUACACAUCUGUUAUCUUCGGAAGUAGUACGUUGCGAUAUUAAACAUUAACAUUCUAAUAGAACUAUACGACAGGAGUGGCUACGUGUAGUACGUCCAAUUUUAUUCACUUUGUGUUUUUUAUUCUUGAUCUUGUUCUUGUCUCUAAUUACAACAGGUAGACCUUGACUUUUGGUUUUUUCUUGAUCUUGUUCUAUCUUGUCUCUAAUUACAACAGGGGAACCUUCAUCAGAGCAGGCUGUCGAGGGUGCAGUUCAUGGCGUAGCAACAUCAAAAUUUGAGCCUCGUGGCGAGAACACGAUAGAAAUUCAACAGGGGCAUCAGUUGUUGGUAUUUAGAUAUCUACUCCUUUCUGUGCAAAGCCAAACUCAACCUCAAGCUUUACAGUUGUACCUUUUUUUGGUAGAGCUGCCUGAUCUUUACGUUCUUGAUGAUCAGGUUAAGGUGAACAUGAAUAUGAAUGACAGUAUGGAUAAUUAUCUCAAGAAAGAUGUUUGAUGCCGCAAAAGCAUUAUCAUUGAUGACGUGUAUCAUCUACAACUCCGCAACCUCAGAUAAUCGAGGAGCACGUAUCUGGUUGGACAUACGUGAAGAACAACAGCACUGGCCUGAGUGGUUGGGUUCCCGCAUGGGUUGUCGCGAAGGCACCUGAACCGCAAUACCCACAACACAUGACUGCGCUGGCUCCCUUUGAAGGAAACUCUCAAAACGAGCUUUCAAUACAAAAGGUAUUGUCGUGCUUGCUUCGCAUUGACGUUUCAUUGUUUACUUCAUGAGCCAGGCCGCGGGACUUGUAUUUGUAUCUUCAUGUAUAUCAUGAUUUUUACGCUCAAGAACCCUAGUUGUAUUAACUAAUGUCAACAUGAAUGUCCUCGUCUUUCUAUAAUUCUAUCUCAACUCUUCAGGGCGAGUGGUUGGAAGUGAUUGAGCGGCACGAAACCGGCUGGACUUUCGGCAAGAAAGCUGCUGGUACCGAAUUCGAGGCAGAGGGAUGGUUUCCAGAUUGGGUUAUCAUGACAAGAGUACAAGGCUAGAGCACCUCGUCUGAGGUGUAGACCACUACCAGAUCCAGAACAACGUGCUGAGGUUGAGGAAGAACAUUAAGUAGAGUCAAAGCAGGCCUCAGUAACUACAUAGGUCAACAUUGAUCAUCUGUUACGCGACAUGGUCAUGAUCAUCUUGCCCACGAAUCCCAAAGCACCAUGAAGAACAUGAAGAUUACCCCAAUCACAUGUGCUGCGCUAAAAACAACUCCAACAACAUCAACAUCGCACGGUGAACAAGAAGAAGAAGAUGUAGAAACAUCAACAUCUUUCAUCAACAUUAUAGUGCUGCUUUCCACUAGGAGGUGGUGGUAGACCGUUCAUCUUCCUACCGGGGAACGUCGGCAACCGGACUUGAUGACAUAAAACGCAGAUGUAUGCUACAGACAGGCCUUUGGAGCACACACUGCACAACUUUUACAUCUACUUCUGGUUGCAUUGAUGCUGCACGAUAAUAUUACAGAUGAACAACGUCUCGAGAAGGGGGAUGGUUGAGGAGGUGAACAUCCCGAAGAGGACCUGAGCUAAUAGAGCCAGCACCGUCAAGGAAGGGGCUAUAUCAUGUUCUUGAAGAACAGACAUCUGGUGACAGCUGCGUCAUGAUCACAACUGCACUUCAUGUGAUCUCAAUCUAUUUAUUACUGGUUGUAAACUCAUUCAACAACAUCUUAUCAUCCUCAUUUUAUCAUCCUCAUUUGUAAUACUAGUAUCAUCUUCAUCACAAGAUUUAAUGCUCAGUCAUCAAAAUGAAGUGCCACACGGGUAGCGUUUCUCAUUGAAUCCUCAAAUCAAUAACCAUGGCCAUGCUCUUCUCAACUCUAACAUUUACGGCAAAAAUUCACAUUUACUCAAAAAUAUGACUCGCAAAUGCUUGAUGAUCAUGAUAUCAGAGGAUCAUGAAAAACUACUAUUAACUAGAAGCCUUACACAGCACACGGACGGAGUUUGUUUAGGGCUUCUAUUUACUCGCAGUUGCUGCAUCCUCUAUUUCUUGCUUUGAUUAUUUUUUCUACAUUUGAUCUGCUACAAAAUGUCAUGGAAAAUGCUACCAAGAACAUCUAUGUCAUCUUCGUGCUGAGUGGUGUAUCAAAGCGAAAAAAAGUUGCGCGACAAGGAACAAGAGGUGACCAGGCUCCUCUUCAUGUAGUUCCUACUCCUAAAUGUAGAGCAGAAGCAGGAGGUGUUACGUCGUCGCCUAUUCAUCAUGAUCCUCGUGAUGCUAAUCAUGUACUUCGUAGUGGUCGCACUGUAGGGUCACAAUGCGCUUCGGGUUUUGCAUUCA
Amoebophrya sp. A25 is the source of this 6431-nucleotide messenger RNA. NCBI's taxonomy places the organism in Eukaryota, Dinophyceae, Syndiniales, Amoebophryaceae. The record is from the annotation of a GenBank genome assembly.